This is a messenger RNA of Saccharomyces eubayanus, 417 nucleotides long. RefSeq names its product cornichon family protein (gene ERV14). Bases 1 to 417 code for a protein of 138 amino acids. NCBI's taxonomy places the organism in Eukaryota, Fungi, Ascomycota, Saccharomycetes, Saccharomycetales, Saccharomycetaceae. Gene Ontology annotation, cellular component: COPII-coated ER to Golgi transport vesicle; endoplasmic reticulum membrane. The transcript has a single exon. Gene Ontology annotation, biological process: endoplasmic reticulum to Golgi vesicle-mediated transport. The record is from RefSeq and is a predicted model, not a curated record.
AUGAGUGCUUGGUUAUUUAUCCUUGCUGUUAUUGUUAACUGUAUCAACUUGUUCGGCCAAGUGCACUUUACAAUUUUAUAUGCUGAUUUAGAAGCCGAUUAUAUCAACCCAAUUGAAUUAUGCUCUAAAGUCAACAAGCUUAUUACACCUGAAGCCGCAUUACAUGGUGCCCUAUCUUUGCUGUUCUUAUUGAACGGUUACUGGUUCGUAUUUUUAAUAAAUUUGCCAGUUUUAGCCUACAAUUUGAACAAGAUUUACAACAAGGUUCAACUUUUGGACGCUACAGAAAUAUUCAGAACUUUGGGUAAGCACAAGAGAGAAAGUUUCCUAAAGUUAGGGUUUCACUUAUUGAUGUUCUUUUUCUACUUAUACAGAAUGAUUAUGGCUUUGAUUGCUGAAAGUGGGGAUGACUUCUAA